AGGCAAAAGCGGCGAACGUAACGUAACGUAACGUACCGUGUGGGGCUUGCGGUCCUCCCAAGUCAAAAAAGCCUCGAGGCCGAGCGAGAACCCGAACGCAACAGCAUCGCCGAUCCUGCUCCUCCUCCUCGAUCUGACAAAACCCGAGUGACGAGUGAAAUGUGACCGACCUGACCGACUUCUGUUCCAUCUCCCCACGCUGAAUCGAGUUCUUCCUCCGCCGACUCUCGGAUUUGAUCCGGCUCGCUCGCUCGCUCGCUCGCUCGCUCAUCGAAUCCUCUCCACCUGCUGAUCGGGAAAUCUUCUGUUGAUCGGGAGACGUCGCGCGCAGUUCGUUAGAGCGAGAGAGAGCACGCGUGUCGCCGGUGAGCCGCCUUGCAUUGGCGGCGGCCGUCGCCGAGGGCGCCCCGCUCUUCCCGGCUUUCGCCUUCGUCGACUCGCAUCGGCGGCGGCGGCUGCUCUGUCGCUCCCGCGCGCCCGUCGGAAUGGCGAGGCAUCCGCCCGAUUCGCGAGCGGGACGAGCCUCCUCCUGUUGAGAUUGCUGCUCUGAUUUCAGGUACUCUUUAGUUUCAAUCUCUCUCUCUCGCUCUCUGCGACAAUCGGUUUCCAGGAUUGAUAGAGAACGCGAAACUACCGAUGAGUUUCGCGUUCCGGCGCGCUGAUUGCGGGAGAGGUAGUUUUGGAGUCUGAUCCGUCGUCUUCGAUGUGAUGAGCGAUUCCCUUAUUCGAGCGUGGCUUUCCGAUCUUUGGACUCGAGGAUACUAUUUGAGGGAGCUCUGUUCGAGUGGUUUGUUUGGAUUCCGUUUGCUCCUUGCUUUGGUUCGUUCUUCGCUGAAGUUUCCGGUAGUGCCUCAGUUGUUUGAAGUCUCCAAUACCGAGACGAACCUGCGUUUCCUUCUGUUGCUCCUUGUGCUUCAACAUCUGCUGCGUCUCCCAUGUUUUACUGUGCCUUCUUUUGGUGCCCCUACCGCUGCACUUAUCGAAGGAAACAUUCCUUCAUUUUUCGGGCGUUUGAUCUGAUUAAGGUAGGGAUGCAUGCGGUCUUCUUGAAAUAUCGAAACUAGCAGCAAGAUGAGGUAUAUGACCAGAAUUAAGUGGGCUGCACUUGGAGGACUUCUCUUAUCUUGCGUGUCAUUGCUAGUCCACUUACUUUUGGCCAAGUAUUCAAGUGCUGAUCUAGUGCAGUACAGUGCAAUCACAGGCUUUGUGGAUGAUCUUACCAUAAAUGCUGGAUGGCAGGGAGCUGCGCAUAGAAGAUUAUGGGGAAAUGUGAAGUCUCUUGAGUCUCUCUAUCCUUAUGCCAAUCCUAGAAGUAGACAUCCUGCAGCUCCUGCUGAGAAGAAUAAUGGUUUCAUCUAUGCCAAAGUUUACGGUGGAUUUGAGAAGAUAAGAACUUCGAUUUGUGAUUUGGUCGCAGUAUCCAGGCUGUUAAAUGCUACCCUUGUAAUUCCAGAGAUCCAAGAAAGUACUCGUGCAAAAGGCAUCAGCUUCAAGUUUCGGAGCUUUUCCUACAUAUACAAUGAAGAUCAGUUCAUAACAGCUCUUAGUAAUGACAUAGUGAUUGUGAAGAGCCUUCCUCCACACAUGAAGGGGGCUAUGAAAAAGAAACAGUACCCUGUCUUUAAGCCCAAAGCUACAUCUUCUCCAAGAUUCUAUGCUAAUGAAGUCUUGCCGAAGUUAAAGAAAGCUAAGGUCAUUGUGUUUGUGCUUACUGGGGGAGGCUGCCUACAGCCUGUCCUCCCUCUUGAUCUGGAAGAGUAUCAGAGACUGAGGUGUAGAGUUUCCUUUCAUGCACUUCAGUUUCGUCCAGAAGUUCUGGCACUUGGGCGCCGCAUGGUGGAAAGGUUACGAGCUGCAGGCCAGCCUUACCUCGCAUAUCAUUCUGGCCUUGUCAGAGAUACUUUAGCAUAUCAUGGAUGCGCUGAGCUAUUUCAGGACGUUCACACAGAGCUUAUACAGUAUCAAAGGGCUCAAAUGAUUAAACAGGGGAUAAUCACUGACCAAUUAAAUGUUGAUUCACAUGCUCGCAAAGCAAAUGGUUCAUGUCCGUUGAUGCCUGAGGAGGUAGGACUGCUCCUUCGGGCAAUGGGCUAUCCUCCAAAAACAAGAAUAUAUUUGGCUGGUUCGGAGACAUUUGGUGGACAAAGGGUUUUGAUUCCUCUACGUGCCAUGUAUGCAAAUCUAGCGGAUCGAACGUCCUUGUGCAGCAAGCAAGAAUUAAGUGACCUAGUUGGGCCAGAAACACAGCUCCCUCUGGAUGUGUUCCAGACACCUCCUGUUAAGAGUGUUGACGAACUGGAGGAAGAAUGGGAUAAGGCAGGUCCUCGUCCCCGGCCUCUUCCUCCACCUCCUGAUCGGCCUGUCUAUCGGCAUGAAAAGGAAGGCUGGUAUGGUUGGAUUACAGAGAGGGAUACGGAGCCGGACCCUUCACCAAUUGAUUUGAGGAGGCAAGCCCACAGGUUGUUGUGGGCUGCUCUUGAUUAUAUUGUCUCUGUUGAGGCGGAUGCAUUUAUUCCAGGUUUUAAUAAUGACGGAAGUGGUUGGCCAGAUUUUGCGAGCUUGGUCAUGGGACACCGACUCUAUGAAAUUGCUUCUGCCAGAACAUAUCGACCUGACAGAAAAUAUAUUGUCAAACUCUUUGCCAAUGUGUCCGGUAAUGUUUACCAUCCAAAGCGUAACUGGACGCUCCAAGUGAGAGAGCAUCUCAAUUCAAGCCUCGGGGAGGUGGGUCUGCUGAGGGAAUCCCACUUGUCCAAGAGAACAUCAUUUCUCUCGCACCCAAUUCCCGAGUGCUCAUGUCGGAAUUUCAGAUCAUCAGAGACAUCGGAUGUGGGAAAGGGCAGCGGUGCGAGCCAAUAUUUGUACAGUGAUGAAGUGGAAUGCCCCAAGUGGAUGCAGCACAGUGCCAUGGCUAAUAGACCAGAGAAUGGCGGCAAUGAGAAUGAAUCUCAAGAGGACGGAGUGGAUAUGGAAGGUCAGUUAGAUUCUGAUGAAGACAGUGGUAUGACCGAGUCGUCUCUGACCCUAGAGCAAGAUGAGGAAAUGGAUCCCAACGAUUAGGAUACUUGUACAGGUUACGGUUCAUUUUUUGCUUUUUAACAUCGGUUAUGUUACCCAUUUUUUUGCCUUAAACACAAUCCUCCCACAAUAUAGAAAAUUCUUUUUAGGAGAGGGCGAUUUUACGGAAGCGACGAGUUUUGUAUACCCUGGAAGAGCCAUUCUUUUGCUUACAUCAAAUGAUUCUGAAUUUUUGAAUACCAUAACCAUCUUCGUAUGUACUGUAAAAA
Syzygium oleosum is the source of this 3287-nucleotide messenger RNA. RefSeq names its product protein EMBRYO SAC DEVELOPMENT ARREST 30. NCBI's taxonomy places the organism in Eukaryota, Viridiplantae, Streptophyta, Magnoliopsida, Myrtales, Myrtaceae. Bases 1072 to 3060 code for a protein of 662 amino acids. The record is from RefSeq and is a predicted model, not a curated record. The transcript has 11 exons. Gene Ontology annotation, cellular component: Golgi apparatus; chloroplast; cytoplasm.